Molecule: messenger RNA, 324 nt
Organism: Lachancea mirantina
Lineage: Eukaryota; Fungi; Ascomycota; Saccharomycetes; Saccharomycetales; Saccharomycetaceae
Source: the annotation of a GenBank genome assembly
AUGGCGCCCACACAAUUCGAGAUCAAGUUUCGUGCACUCCAAAGAUUGGUGAAAGAAGAGAGCUAUUACCAGCAGGAUUUACAAGAACAGGAAGCGCAUGUGAAGAGCUUAGAAAACUUGCCGAAUGUAGACCCAUUUGACUUGAAAAAACAGAAAGAAGUGAUGGAAGAUACUCAAAGACUCUUGCCGACUUUGCAUGUGAAAAUUAAGGAGUUUAAAGACGAUUUAGAGGCGUUUCUUGAGUCCUAUAAGGGCUCUGAAGACGUGUCGAGUGCACAUGCAAUAAUUCGAAGUGCCGAUGAGGUGCUUAAAAUUAAGGCCUGA